Molecule: messenger RNA, 1326 nt
Organism: Pediculus humanus corporis (human body louse)
Lineage: Eukaryota; Metazoa; Arthropoda; Insecta; Psocodea; Pediculidae
Exons: 9
Coding region: 1-1326 (441 amino acids)
Source: RefSeq, a predicted model, not a curated record
AUGAGUUAUAAAAAAACAAAAAGUGAUAAUUUGAAAGAUGGAGAUAUACCAACAAUAUUCAAUCCGAAAAGAGUUAGAACACCAAGCGUUGUUAUAACUGAUGAUGAAAAUUCUAGAAAUGUAUCAAACGGACCGUUAACAAAUCCAACAAAUACUCAACAAACGGAAUCAGAUGGAAAUAAUUCAAAUAAUCAAGAAAUAACACAAACGUCUCCUAGUUCGUGUGGUUUUUGGCGUAAGGUUGUAAAUUGUAAAAAUUCUUGUUGCUCAAAAUCAGCAAAAAAGGUAUACUGUGGUAUUUGGGUGACAAUGUGCGUGACAGCGACAUGGGUCGGAGCAACUCAUUGUAUAAAAUACCUCCUUCACGAAAAAAAAUCUUCGACUCCAGCAUUUCAAAGUUCUAAUUUUAGCCUUCAAUCCAGUUAUAUUGUGACUUACGAUGCUCCUUUUUUUACAACAUGGUUCAUAACCAAUUGGACAAUCUUAUUUUUUCCACUUUAUUUUAUGGCAAAUUUAAUUAAAUCCAAGUGCAAUUCCGUUGGGAAAAUAGUUAGCGAAAGUUUUAGAAAUUUUAGGGAUAAAGGUUUUACUGCAACGAGGUUUCUAACAAGAUGCAGUUUGUUUUGUUUGUUAUGGGUGGCAACUAAUUACAUGUACGUUCAUUCUUUAAAAAUACUUUUGGCAACUGAAGUCAUGGCACUUUUUGCAACAAACGUUUCUUGUGUUUACAUGUUGUCUUGGGUUAUUUUACACGAACAAUUUGUCGGAGUCAGAAUAGUGGCAGUUAUACUUUGCGAUACCGGCAUCGCUUUAUUAGCCUACAUGGAUGGCAUAAAUGGUAGUCCGACUUUAGGUGGUGUCGUUUUAGCAGCAUGUGCAGGUGGCGGUUCGGCAAUUUACAAGGUUUUGUUUAAAAAAGUCAUCGGUGAGGCGAGCUACGGUCAAGUUUCGCUUUUCUUUUCUUUGAUCGGAUUGUUCAACGCGACCCUUUUAUGGCCUUUGUGUUUGACUCUUUAUUUCACAGGCGUCGAAAUAUUGUAUUGGAAUCUUUUACCCUGGUCAGCACUUUUUGGUGCCAGUUUGCUAUCACUCGCCGCUAAUCUUUUAGGAAAUUUCAGUUGUGCCGUCACAUAUGAUUUAUUCAUAACACUUGGAUUGAUAACAGCUGUUCCAGUAUCAGCAGCCUUGGAUGUCAUGUUUUACGAUGCAAAAUUCGAAGGUAUGAAAUUGGCAGGGAUCAUCCUUAUAUCCAUCGGAUUUUUUCUGGUCAUGUUUCCAGAAAACUGGCCAGAUUAUAUAACACGACUUCUAAGGUACGUCUCAUGA